This is a messenger RNA of Salarias fasciatus (jewelled blenny), 1245 nucleotides long. Its product is annotated as fibulin-7-like. The transcript is spliced from 8 exons. NCBI's taxonomy places the organism in Eukaryota, Metazoa, Chordata, Actinopteri, Blenniiformes, Blenniidae. Bases 1 to 1245 code for a protein of 414 amino acids. Gene Ontology annotation, molecular function: calcium ion binding. The record is from RefSeq and is a predicted model, not a curated record.
AUGCUGAAGAGCCUGCAAGAUGUGAAAGUGGCACACCUCAAGCCCUCCCCCGACUGUCCGUCCACCCAGGAUCUGCUGAACUCACUGCAGCAGGUGGAGAAGAUUCUAGCAGUCCAAGAGUCUUCAUACCAACAGGGGCUUCGGUCCCUCAGAAAGAAGAUCAAUGCCUUGCACAACAGCACUAUGGCCAUCUUUAAAGCCGGGAAAAAUGCUUCCUGUCCCAAGCCAGAACCUCCGGCUCACGGCCGCAGACUGGGCCGAGUGUUUGAACUGGGGCACGAGGUCCACUUCCUGUGUAAGCCCGGCUACGAGCUGAUUGGCCCGCGGACUCGGGUGUGUCUGGAGUCCCUGAGGUGGAGCGGCCAGCAGCCCAUGUGCAGACGACUCAACCUCACCACCAACUCCCUGGCGUCCUUCUCUCCUGCUGCUUCCUCCUUAUCGUCCUCGUCCUCCUCGUCCCCUUAUGCCCCUGCUGCCCUGUCGGCGUCUUCGUCCUCUCAUCCCUCGGAGUCCGUCCGACCCUCACACUGCACACACUUUCUGGGCUCCACCCGCUGCACCUGUGACGUGGGCUUCACCAUAUCGGGCCGAGACAACAACAUCUGCAAAGACAUCGAUGAGUGCCACCUGUUUCCUCUCAGCCAGCCCGGCCGGCUGUGCCUCCACCGCUGCGUCAACACUCCGGGCAGCUUCCACUGCCUGUGUCCGGACGGCUACCACAUGGCGGGCGACGGCCGCAGCUGCACAGAUAUCAACGAGUGCCAGACCCGGAUGCACAACUGCACGGCGGACCAGGUCUGCGUCAACACCUUCGGAGGCUUCCAGUGCGUGACGGUGGAGUGUCCUCAAGUGAAAAACGCCACUUACAUCAGGACGUCUCAGAUGCGCUGCGAGAGGAAUCCCUGCAUGCUGGGCGACACCGGCUGCGUUCAGGCACCAAACUCCAUCUCCUUCCACUUCCUGGCCGUGGUGUCCAACAUGUCCGCCCCCCGUGUCCUCUUCCGGGUGUCGGCGGCCCGCGUGCUGGGCGACACGCUGCGGUUCGGCCUGGCGGGCGGGCGAGGCCGCGGCCACUUCAGCGUGCAGCGCUCCGGACGGCAGACCGGCACCCUCCUCCUGGUGGCGCCCAUCCAGGGCCCGGCCACCCUGGAGGCCGAGGUGGAGAUGAGCGAGCUGGAGCGCCACACCCUGCUGGGCCGCUACCUCACCAAGGUCACCCUCUUCGUCUCACCCUACCAGUUCUGA